Molecule: messenger RNA, 4447 nt
Organism: Dimorphilus gyrociliatus
Lineage: Eukaryota; Metazoa; Annelida; Polychaeta; Dinophilidae
Source: the annotation of a GenBank genome assembly
AUCUACGCCAUCUUGCUACGUCACAUUGAGGAAUCUACAGAUGGCUCUCCUACAAUUUCUCCGAAAUUUUCCCGCCAUCGAAUAGAUUCAUUUUUAUAAGCUUUCAUUGAAAGGAUUUUUCAAUAAUUAUUCGAUCAGGUAAGGAACAUUCAUUGCGUAAUCGUUGAGUCGUAGACAGACCUUGUUCAACUAUAGCAGCGACACCUUCGACGCGUUGAAAAAAGUAGAACGUAUCGUGGCGUCCCCUAUUGGUGUUUUUGCACUCGGUUUGGCUAGCAACGAAUUGCUUAAUAUUUAUAAUUCAUGCCUGAAUAAGCAAUUUAAUUUCAUUUUCAUAUUGCAGAAAAAUAUAGAAAUGCGAUCUGGCACCAAACAGAAACGUUCUAGAUCGGCGAACAUCUUAGCUAAUGAUUCUCCUUCUCCUGCGAAGAAGAGUAAACGAAUCUUAAGAAGCGAAACACAGUUCCUUUCCCGCAAAACUCGAAACUCAGUUCAAAAAGUUAACAAUAUUAAGAAGGAAGAUAAUUCUUUGAAAUUAAAAAAAUCGGUUGUUGUCACUGAAGUAAAAAGGACUGAUAAAAAAAGAAAAACAAGAUCUCCUAUUAAAAAACAAAGAAGUGUAAAAAAAACUGUAAAAACUGAAACUUCGAAUGAAGUUGAUGCUAAACAAAAGCCUGAUUCAAAAAAUGAAACUGUAGAAAAUGGCGAAGGUUUAUCGAAAGAGUUUCAAUCGACAUCAAUGGAAUCUCCACUAGAGUCAUUAGAUGAAGAGAAUUUCAGAUAUUAUAUAUCAAAAUUAGAUUUAACUCAAUUACGCUUUGAACUUUUUAAAGCAAGAACAACCAUUCAUAAAUCAAGGGAUGAACUUGCCGAAUCUAUGAAAAAUCAUAGAGAGGUAGUUGAUAAAAAAGAUCAUAUUAUGGCUAUGCUCCAAACUCAAUUAUUAGUGAAAGAGGAACAAUUGAAUAAGUUAGAAAUCAAAUUCGGCGUAAAAAGGAGUAGCACUUCUCAAAUGACGUAUAGAAAUCCGGACAGUGAUGUCGUAACUCCAAUGCAAGCUCUGAACGCCUACAAGAAUCUACGCAUGACUCUUGAUCAUAUUUUGACUGAUGAACAGGCUUAUAGAAAAGAAGCUCAGAGGUUUCGGGAAAAUAAAAGGAAGAUUGCCGACUACGUCAAUGAAUUAGCAUCCGAGCCUUGCAUAGAAUAUAAUCAAGACUCAAAAGGAAAGAAGGAAAAGUCUACGAAAUCGAGCCCUAAUAAACUUUCUCACAAUACGGAGGAUCGGACUGAAAAUAGCGAUAAUGAAUCAAGUGAUAGGGAGAAUGUAGAAUCUGAAAAGGAAGCGCCGAAAGCAAUUGAAGAAGCAGCCACAGUUAAUGGGAAAUGUAACGAAGGAAAUAUGAAUAAUACAACUGAUUCUAAUAUUACAAAUAAAAAUGUUCAAGCUGUCAAAUCGCAAAUUGUUCUUCUUAGCCAUAUUCCAAAAUUUCCUCCUAAUUUAGCUAACAAUGUUAUAACAAUGCCCGAUGGUCGAAAAGGCCUACUCUUACCACCUACUAAUGCCAUAUUAAAUUCAGCGCCCGAUGCCACUGCAUUUGCCGAAAAAUCAAAAGGAAGACAUAACAUUAGGAAAAUUGUCGAAGAAAAGAAAUUGAAUGAUGCAACUUUAAAAGCCGGAAGAAUUGAGAAAGAACGACGCAAGAGAAUUGAUAUAGAACGGCAGCAACAUAAAAUAAGUUACAAAACAGAAAAAAACAAAAAGUACUGUUCGGAAAUUGUAUUUUCUAAAAAGGAUAAAAUAUCUGUUCUUCCAGUAUUGGUAAGAGAGCUAAAACCGCAUCAAGUUGAAGCCGUUGAAUUUCUUUGGGAUAAUAUCAUCGAAUCCACCGAAAAAUUUAAAAAUAGCGAAGGGUCAGGGUGUAUUCUAGCCCAUUGUAUGGGUUUAGGGAAAUCUUUAUCUAUAAUCAGCCUCCUACAUACACUUUUAAAGAAUAAUACUCUAAAAGUAAAGAGCAUCUUACUACUAUGUCCGUUAAAUACUGUUCAUAAUUGGUUGGCGGAAUGGAAAAAAUGGCUAGAGCCAAAAGAUCGCGUUCUAGUACAUGAAAUAAUAAGUGCUAAGGAUAAUAUUUUGAGAAAUCAGAGGUUGAACAUGUGGAAAGAAACUGGUGGUGUAAUGUUAAUGGGAUAUCAAAUGUUUCGAAUGUUGGUAAAUUAUUCAGGAAAGAGCAGGAAGAAAAAGGCACUUUACUUAGAAUUACUGAUCGAUCCUGGACCGGACAUUGUCGUUUGUGAUGAAGGUCAUGUGUUAAAGAACGAGCAAACCUCUAUCUCGAAAAGUUUGAAUAGAGUUCAAACGAAACGUCGAAUUGUGCUAACUGGUACUCCACUACAAAAUAAUCUUCUAGAAUAUCACACGAUGUUGCAAUUUGUAAAACCAAACUUAUUGGGAACGAGAAAAGAAUUCUGCAAUCGGUUUGUUAAUCCAAUAACGAACGGGCAACACUCAGAUUCGACAAGCAAAGACGUCCAGGUAAUGAAGAGACGAGCCCAUGUUCUUCAUGAUUUAUUAGGCGGCUGUGUGCAACGACGAGAUUACUCUGCUUUAGUUCCGUUUCUACCUCCAAAACACGAAUACAUUAUAGCCGUUCGUUUGUCACCAAUUCAGAAGAAACUUUAUGAGGAGUAUUUAAAGAUUGUUGAAAGCAGUGAUGGAAGUAGUAGUUUUGUUGGUGUACAAUUAUUUGUUGACUAUAAUUAUUUUAUGUGCAUUUGUACACAUCCAUGGAUGUUGAAAUUGGAUGAAAUAAGGCAAGAUAAGAAAAAUAUUGUUGAAAGUGAUGAGGAGGAGGAUUUCAGUUUUAGUGAGGACGAUAGUUUGAUUGAAGAAGCAACAAAAAAAGAAAAUUUGAAUAAUUCUAAUGAAGUUCAUUAUGAACAACAUUUCGAAACUGACAAGAAUCAGGGGCAAAUACUAAAAAUUAAAGUAGAUUCAGUUGGCAGUUCAUUCUACAAUAUGAGAGCACGUGGCCCCGGACAAUUACCUCCUUUACCUGCCCCUGAGAUUCCGCGUGAUCCGAAAUGGUGGGAUUCUCUUGUACCAGAAGAUGCUAAUCAACGAAUUGAACUGGGAGUAAAGAUAACUGUACUUUUUGAACUUUUACAAUCAAUAAGUCAGAUUGGAGACAAAAUAUUACUCUUCAGUCAUAGUUUGUUGGCUUUAGACUUAAUAGAAGAAUUUUUAGCAUUUAUGUCGGGAAAGAAAACGGAGAAGACAAAAAGACGAUCUGCGGUUCAGUUUAAUGUUUGGGAGAAGGACGAAGAUUAUUGCCGAAUGGAUGGUAGUACUUCUGCUUCUAUAAGGAAAAAUUUAGUUAACGAGUUUAUGAAGCCUACUAACAAGCGCCUCAGACUAUUCUUAAUAUCAACCAAAGCUGGAGGAUUGGGCAUUAAUCUAGAAUCGGCGAAUCGUGUAAUAAUAUUCGACGCUUCGUGGAAUCCGUCCGAUGAUAUACAAUCUAUCUUUCGCGUGUACCGAUUCGGUCAGACAAAAGCUGUUUACGUUUACCGUUUAGUUGCCCAAGGAACCAUGGAAGAAAAGAUCUACGAACGUCAAGUCACGAAAGAAACACUCGCCCAUCGUGUAAUAGAUGAGAGGCAAAUUGACAGGCAUUUCACAGAGAAUGAUCUGAAACAGCUCUAUCAGUUUAAUCCAGACGGGGGAACAACGCGGAUAACACCUUCUGUUCCAAAAGAUCGGAUUUUAGCCGACUUAUUGUCAGGAAGCAAAAAGGAUUGUAUUGUUACAUACCACGAACAUGAUACAUUAUUGCAAAAUAGACCGGAAGAAGAUCUCUCGGAAGAGGAGAGAAAAGCAGCUUGGGAAGAGUACGACCGAGAAAAAGAAAGAGAACUAAUAAGCAAUGAUCCAGUUUUAGCCAGAGAUUUUGCGGCCUCUCAGUCCCCCACACCUGCAAUUAUCAGCACAGUUGUAUCGAGAUUUAAGAAUAUAGCUCCGGCGCCUGCCAGUCAUCUCACCAAACCCGUAUCUUAUACCACAAAUUUUGUACCAAAAAUCGGCAAGAGCGUUGCCUUAAGCCUUGCCCAAAGUCCAAGGAUUAAUUCGAGGUUACCUCGAGUCUUCAUAGAAAUAUUACAACAUAACUCAGGAAUCAGUUUUGCCGAUUUUUUAAGUAGACUUACCGAAUUUUUGGGAAUUCAGAAGAAAGUUCCAAAAGUUAUAAGGCAAAUUGACGAACUUAAAAAAAUGGUCAAAGAAGGAAUGGCUCUAGAGGACGAUGAUCUCAUAUCGACCUUAUCUGGAAUGAGCAAAGAGUUUCAACAAGAUGUUCUUACCAUGAAAGCUAGUGAUAUUCUUGAUGCGGCCAAUGAUUUGUUGCCAAUUCAAAUUGUUGAGAGGUUAUUGAAGUAUGUUAAAGUGUAA